This is a messenger RNA of Capsella rubella, 1140 nucleotides long. Its product is annotated as protein GrpE. The transcript is spliced from 3 exons. Gene Ontology annotation, biological process: protein folding. Lineage: Eukaryota; Viridiplantae; Streptophyta; Magnoliopsida; Brassicales; Brassicaceae. Gene Ontology annotation, cellular component: chloroplast. Gene Ontology annotation, molecular function: protein-folding chaperone binding; adenyl-nucleotide exchange factor activity; protein homodimerization activity. Bases 43 to 954 code for a protein of 303 amino acids. The record is from RefSeq and is a predicted model, not a curated record.
UUUUAACCAAGGGCUGUGUUGUAGUUAUGAACUCACUUUUAUAUGAUUUUGCUGGCACUUGAGGCUCUCACUCAGUUCAUAUCUCAAUAUCUCCAAAUUAGCAAAUCCAAUCCAACAAUGGCCAUUUCUUUCGUAAUCGAUCCAUCCAUUGCUCCUUGCUUCUCCUUCUCCUCUCCAUCUUCAUCAAGAACCCUACCUUUACGAAACCUUCGUUUCCAUGGCAGCAGACCUUCACCAUUAUCAUCUCCAUUGAUUUCAAAACCCAAUCGAAAAUUCCCAAUCUUCGCUUCUUCUCCUAGUAAUAGUGAAGAAGCGAAUUCGAAGUACCCAACAGAUGUGAAAUCUCUGAUUAGGGUUUAUAAAGAAGCUCUCUUUAACGGAGACGAAAGCUCAGUUGUGGAAAUCGAAAGGAUGUUUUGUAGAAUCGAGAAAGAGAAGAAUAAAAUGGAUCAGAAGGUUUUAUCAUUAUCUAUGAAGAUUGCUUCUGAGAAAGAGAUGAAGAUUAGAUUAACUGCUGAUUUUGAGAAUACUAGGAAGAAGCUUGAUAAAGAUAGGCUUAGUACUGAGUCUAAUGCAAAAGUUCAGAUUAUGAGAAGUCUUUUGCCACUUAUUGAUAGUUUUGAGAAAGCUAAGUUACAGGUUAGUGUUGAUACGGAGAAGGAGAAGAAGAUUGAUACGAGUUAUCAAGGGAUUUAUAGACAGUUCGUUGAGGUUUUGAGGCAUCUUCGUGUUGCAGCUAUUGCAACUGUUGGCAAGCCCUUUGAUCCUUUGUUGCACGAAGCUAUAUCGCGAGAAGAAUCUGAGACAGUUAAAGCAGGGAUAAUAACCGAGGAGCUGAACCGAGGAUUUCUUCUUGGAGAUCGCGUUCUGAGACCAGCAAAGGUUAAAGUCUCUUUAGGACCUAUCAGCAAGAAGACUCCUUCAGCUACCGAGGAGAUAACACCUUCUAGUUGAGUCAAUCUUGGGAAAAAAUUUCAUUGUCAGUCCAUUUUUUUAUCCAUCUAUCAAAGGGAUAACACCUAAACCGCAGCUGAUGUCUGAAUGAGAAAGUUCUUUGGCUGCUGAGAUUAUAACUGAUUCAUGUUUUUGGUUUAUACAACUGUGUUAUAGCAAUGGUUUAAAUUCAUAGCUUUGAGUGCA